This is a messenger RNA of Musa acuminata AAA Group (dessert banana), 621 nucleotides long. RefSeq lists its product as uncharacterized. The record is from RefSeq and is a predicted model, not a curated record. Gene Ontology annotation, cellular component: plasma membrane. The transcript has a single exon. NCBI's taxonomy places the organism in Eukaryota, Viridiplantae, Streptophyta, Magnoliopsida, Zingiberales, Musaceae. Bases 1 to 621 code for a protein of 206 amino acids.
AUGGAAAGCACUAAGCGCGACCGGGACCCCGACCGACGGCUUACCCUGCGCCGCCCGCGCCGCCCCAGAAUCCUUCACUGCGUCGCCAUCACCGCAGUCAGCCUCCUUGCGCUCGUGGGGAUUCUCGUACUAGUCUUCUGGCUCGUUGUCCGUCCCUCCUUGCUCAGGUGCUCCGUGGAAAAAGCCCACCUCCAGGGCUUCAACAUCACCGACAACACCCUCAGUGCCACCUUCAACCUCACCCUGGAAGUUCACAACCCUAACCGCAAGGUCGCAGUGUACUUCGACCGGGUCGAAGUCGCUGUGUGGUACGACGGCCAGAUGCUGGCUCUUAACGAGGUUGCACCAUUCUACCAGCCGCGGCGGGACGUCAGGAUGCUCAAGGUCGACCUGGUGGCCCGUUCGAGGGCGCUGCUUAGCUCGGUGGAGACGAGUCUAAAGCAGGACCGGUCGGCUGGGGAGGCGGCGGUGGAGGUGAGGAUGAGGGCGAUGGUCAGGUUCAAGGUGGGGCUGCUGAAGACCGACCACUACACACUGCGGGCCUACUGCUUGCCGGUGCUCGUUCGCUUCUCGUCGUCGGUGACGCAGUUUCAGAAGGUCUACUGCGACGUUUACAUCUGA